Haliotis rubra (blacklip abalone) is the source of this 2420-nucleotide messenger RNA. Its product is annotated as probable glycosyltransferase STELLO1. The record is from RefSeq and is a predicted model, not a curated record. The transcript has 4 exons. NCBI's taxonomy places the organism in Eukaryota, Metazoa, Mollusca, Gastropoda, Lepetellida, Haliotidae. The coding region runs from base 79 to 2301 and encodes 740 amino acids.
CAUGUAAGGACAUGUCAUUGGCACGUUAACAGGUUCAAGUAAGGACAUGUCACUCUGGCAUGUUUGCAUGUACAUGACAUGUCAACCUUAGAGAGGAAGCUGCUGUGGUUGAUUAUGUUGGGAGUUUGCUCCACGUCUGUAAUGCUCUGGAUGAAUCACAGACAUCGUUCUCCAGUGACUACCGAUGCAUCCUUCUUAUCUCGACAUCACACGAGAGGACACAGAAACUCUGGAAACCGAUGGAUGGUGGUGUCCCUCGAUUCCGUGUACCAGAACGACGUGAGUUACCUGGAUGACGUCAUAGAUUGGAACAUCGUGAUAUCAGGAGCCCAGCCUUACCUGGAUGGGUGCCGGAAACCACGCUGCACCUACCUUCAUCCUAAGAACAUCAAAGAUCUUCGGCUCUACUCAGUACGUCAUAUACAGGAGAAUGGUUACCCCUUGAAGAACAUAGCCUACCUCUAUGCAAUGUCGAAAUCAGCGGAGGUUAUCUACGAUUUGGAAUAUGGCGUCAAACCCACUGUUCCAAUGCACAACUUCAUCUACAGUGAUCACACUCAUGGCCUAAUAUACGCCGGCAACACAAUAUUUAAUCACUACAAACAUUUUGGUCAACCGUAUUUAUCACCAGUUGCAUUCCCAACAUCCAUUAAGGAGAUGCAGUCCAGAUAUUACCAGCUGUGCUAUGUCCCAACACCUCCAAUACAACAAGGCAUCACUACUGGGGAAACGCCUCUUUACCAUGACCAGAGACAAAAAGUAUUAAGAAUCAGCAGAGGAAAGACUCUGGAUCUUCAGUUUGAUACAAUGGCACCUCCUGCGUUUGUCCCUCGGGGAAGAUUUUCUGUAGUUACAUCCGGUAAUACACUUUUUACUCGUGAUGCAUUCUGGGUAAUGCUUCUUCCGUCUUCAGGAGACUCAGUAUUGGAUGGUGUGAUUCGAGGCUACAUUUCCCAGAGGUUGCUAUGGGAGACAAAUGGUUCAGUUGGCCAUAUGGGUGUUACAGCUCAUAGAAACCACAACCCACACAUUAACUUCAAAGAUAAUGACAUUCUGGUGUCAAAUAAAGCCGAUCUUUUGGUGAAUGCACUGGAAACGUGGACAUGUGAUCAUUCAAAUUCACUUCACGAAUGUUUGAGGAACCUUGUCCGACAUGUUGUCAGUAAAGAUAUCCUAGCUGAAGAAAAUGUUGCAUCACUAGAAUCAUGGAUUCAGGAUUUAGACAAUAUGAAUGUCCUCCCCGAUUCCAAAAGGAUAUAUUCCAAUAAACAAUAUAGUAGAGACCAGAACUGCACCAAGAUUCACUUUACACCGAGUCAACACAAUCAUAAGAUAUACAAUCUGACGUCAAUGUCCGUGGUAGCAAAGCUACCCUGGGACAACAUGCCUAUCUGCCCUGAAGCUGAUGAGGUUAAAGAAGCGCUGAGAAGCAGAUCUCCCGCGAAGUACUUGUUCACCGAUGUGCUGCUGAUUGUGGAGAUAAACUACCCACAACUUUACAGCGCUACUCGGACCGUAGAGCCGUUGUAUAGGAGAUACUUCCCCAAUAUACUCUUCUGUGGUCCGAGUAUGGAAUCUUUCCAUGAACACAGCAGUGAUGAGUGGUCCCAUGUGGAAGGCAUAACAGAAGGUUGGCAUUACAUGUACGAUUGUAUUGCUUUUGCUAUGAAGAUGAACUACCGAGCCAAAGGGUUUCUUCAUAUCGGCGAUGACACUUUUCUACAAAUUUGGAAUCUUCAUAAACUACCGCGAGAUCACGUGUGGUUUAAUAACCACCUGCAAGCAUUCAACAGGAGCGUGUUGAACUCACCCUGGAGGUGGUGGAAGGAAAUGGAAGGUAGAAGGAACUAUGAACAGGUGCUCCAGGAACUGAAGGAAAUAUCUCAAAGAGGAGCAGAAGGUGCUGACUUGGCCAACCGCUUUUUCACAAUGUAUGUUCAGAACAGAAAGACUUUGGACAUGAUGUUUGGAUCUACGUGUGAUUUCUAUUACGUACCAAACAGAUUGAAGGACAUGUUUGUGUUCCUCAUUUCAUUAUUGAAGAAGUAUAAAGUGAUUAUUGAAGUGGGGGUUGCUACAGUUCUUCAAGGAAUGGAUAGACGGGAAAACAUCGAGUACGUUCCUGGAAAGCUCAUCUUUGGAGACGACAGGAAUAGAGUCCAGGAGCUGUUUAUUUCGGAUGACUAUUUCUUUCAUCCGAUGAAAUUUGGGCGUUGGUUGAAAACUGAUGACGGAAGGACAUUUUUCUGUGAGAAACUCCUUCCUUUGAUGGAGGGAAGUGUUCAGUUUUCUAAGGAUUAAUCCGUUCACGAGUAGCACAUACUAUCCAUUAAUUCAUUAUUGCAUACUACCCCGUGAAGAUCCGGGUUAGAAUGAACCUUCAGUAACCCAAGCUUGUCGUACGAGGCGACUAACGGGAU